Messenger RNA from Didymodactylos carnosus, 390 nucleotides. Lineage: Eukaryota; Metazoa; Rotifera; Eurotatoria; Philodinida; Philodinidae. The record is from the annotation of a GenBank genome assembly.
AUGUCAUCAACAAAAUCUUACGAAUGGAAAAUGUUAGCAUUUGGUCGUAGUCCACAAAUAGCCGAAACAGCUGAAAAACAUUUGCAUUCUCUUGGUUAUAAAAAUGCACGAGUUAUAGCACUGGAGAAUAAUCAAGAAAAUGAUCAACGUUUAAUAAAAUUAUUGAAGGAAGAAGAAUGGGAUGGCGUUUCAAUUGGUGGUGUCAUUAAUGGUCACCGCAAAGAUAUUCCACAAGAAGAAGAAACAUUUCAUUUCUUUAAUCAUUUAUUAAACUUAAUUCACGAAAAUGCAUCAUCGAAAACAAAAAUUGUACUUAUAGGCAAUCCAUCGGAUAUAGAAUCAAGCUAUAAACGUGUUUUAGGAGGAGAUGAAAAAAACAACAUUGACUGA